AUGCUGGACUCGUUCGAAAUAUUGACGACCUCAGGUGUCGUCGUCUGGUCGCGCACAUACACGCCCAUCAAUCCUUCCAUCAUCAACAACUUCAUCGCGGAUACUUUUAUCGAAGAGAAGAGUGGCGCCAUUGCACUCAGUGACUCUAGAUCAGCAGCAGUCAAUCCCCCCUAUAAGAGCGACCAGCACACUCUCAAGUGGACUCUUGUCAAAGAAUUGGGCAUUAUUUUCGUUGCUGUCUACCGAUCCCUCCUCCACCUCUCAUGGGUUGACAGGCUCGUCGAUAAUAUCAAGACCAUUUUUGUCAAGCUCUACGGCGAACAAUUAACGAAGCCGCAUACCACCCUUGUUGAAUGCCAUGCUUUUGAUGAAUAUUUCGACGUGCAACUCGAGGAGCUAGACCAAACUAGUACCAAGGGUCCCUCUACCACCAUCACGGCCGGCGCAGUCCCAUUGGAAGAGGAAAUCAUCUCAGAUAACACUGGCGACGAACCUCCUGUUGCCCCCGGUCUAACAUACCGAGGACGUCACCUCAAUGGACCUCAGGAUGCCCUGUCCGCCGACGAGUCUACCCCUGCCUUGACGCCAAACGGUUCGCGACCCGGCACACCAAGCAACCACCUUCUUGUCGCCAAGGGCGGCCCAAUAGCCAAGAUCUCGCGACGUGCGCGCAAAGCCAAGAACCAAACAUCCGCUCCCGCCUCUUCCGGGGACGAGGCGCCCCGAAAGAAGAAGACUACCACCAAGAAAGGGCGUAAGUGGGACGCCGAUGGCUUCGCGGAUGAGGAUGAUGACGUGCAGCUUGACUACUCCGCAAAGGCGCACGCUACCAGCGAUUCAGAGGCUGAAGGGCGAUCGACUGCAGUGGAUGAAAUUGACUCCAAUACAUGGGGCUCGACAUCAAAGGGCAAGUUCGUGUUGAAGGACUUGGGUGACGAGGUACACGAGAUCUUGGCCUCGGAAGCGGAGAAGGCGGCGGGAGCAAAGUCACAAUCCAAGUCUGGUCUUUUGGGAUCUGGCGUCAGUGCCAUCAGUGGUCUCUUCCGCAAUGUUGUCGGAGGCAAGACUUUGACCAAGGAGGACCUCGACAAGGCUAUGAAGGGUAUGGAGGAGCACUUAUUACAGAAGAACGUAGCCCGAGAGGCUGCCGUGCGAUUGUGCGAAGGCGUAGAGAAGGAAUUGGUAGGCGUCAAGACUGGCAGUUUCGAGAGUAUCAACGCCAGGAUCCAAGCCGCUAUGGAAGCCUCAUUAACAAAGAUGCUCACUCCCACGUCGUCGCUCGAUCUUCUCCGCGAGAUCGACGCCAUUACCGCUCCCCCUGUAACAUCUCUCCGCAAGGCCCGCCCAUAUGUCAUGUCCAUUGUCGGUGUCAACGGCGUCGGCAAAUCCACCAACCUUUCCAAGAUCUGCUUCUUCCUUCUCCAGAACAAGUACAAGGUUCUCAUUGCUGCCGGUGAUACUUUCCGUUCUGGUGCUGUCGAGCAACUUGCUGUUCACGUUCGCAACCUUAAGGAGCUGACGGCCCGUGAAGGUGGUCGUGUCGAGCUCUACCAGAAGGGUUACGGCAAAGACGCCGCCACUGUUGCGAAGGAUGCUGUGAGUCAUGCUGCUCAGGAGGGCUAUGACGUCGUCCUCAUCGAUACAGCCGGUAGAAGGCAUAAUGACCAACGUCUUAUGUCGUCUCUUGAGAAGUUUGCCAAGUUCGCUCAGCCCGACAAGAUUCUCAUGGUUGGCGAGGCUCUUGUUGGCACCGACUCAGUCGCGCAAGCUCGAAACUUCAAUGCUGCUUUUGGCGCUGUCCGCACGCUAGAUGGCUUCAUUAUCUCCAAGUGUGAUACGGUUGGCGACAUGGUAGGCACUCUAGUUAGUCUCGUUCAUGCAACCAACGUCCCGGUCCUUUUUGUUGGUGUCGGUCAGCACUAUUCGGAUCUGCGCAACUUCUCUGUGAAAUGGGCUGUAGAGAAGCUUCUGAGCAAUCACUAA
This is a messenger RNA of Fusarium coffeatum, 1983 nucleotides long. RefSeq lists its product as uncharacterized. The transcript has 4 exons. Gene Ontology annotation, molecular function: signal recognition particle binding; GTPase activity; GTP binding. The record is from RefSeq and is a predicted model, not a curated record. Gene Ontology annotation, biological process: SRP-dependent cotranslational protein targeting to membrane. Lineage: Eukaryota; Fungi; Ascomycota; Sordariomycetes; Hypocreales; Nectriaceae. Gene Ontology annotation, cellular component: endoplasmic reticulum membrane; signal recognition particle receptor complex. Bases 1 to 1983 code for a protein of 660 amino acids.